GGAGUUUCCCAAUAUUAUACUUUCAUUAGUUUUGAGGUAUACAAAGAGUUAUUUCAAUUUAAUUAAGAACACAAUUAUUUAUUAAUAUAUAUAUAUAUAUAUAUAUAUAAAUAUAUAUAUAUAAACCAUAUAUAUAUAUAUAUAUAAACUAUAUAUAUUUUAUUUAUUUAUUCAAAAUUAUUAGGUGAUACAGACUACGUGAGUCAAUGAUACAAUUCCAAAAGCUUAAAGGCAAAGGUCAUUUUUAAGGUAUUUCUUGGCUGUUUUGCAGUGCGUUGUUAGAUAUUUGAAAAUAUAUUUAUUUUAAGCAUUUUUAUCAUUUUAGCAUAGUUUACACAAUUUAAUGUGCAUAUAUUAUUAUAUUAAAUAUAUAUCAGAAUGAGCUAGGUUCACAUAACGCCAAAAGGGAAAACUUUUUAAUUACGUUUGGAUUCCUAAAAACAAUCAUAGUUAUUUUCUAUUAUUUUACGCAAAUCGAAUAAAUUCAAUGUGCAAAAAAAUAUUUUAACCCGCUUUUAUUUUAGUAAAAGUUUAUAUAUUAUUAUUAAAAAUUACAAAUAAAUUUAAAGUAUCAACUAAGGAAAUAUUUUCAGCAUUUUAUAUGUGUUUGAAAGUUAUGAAAAAAUAUAAUAAUAAAGAAUAUCAUGCUUAAAGAAUUACACCGUAAUCACAUUUAUUGUGAAAACCCAGACAUCAGAAGUUUUUAGUGCGUCUUUUAGUUUGUUGUUAAUAUUGCGAAAUAAAAUUCAAAUAAAUUUAUUCUCAAUAAUCACGCCAAUGACGUCAUAGCGCGAAUAGCUUAUUUUGCCAAAACUCUUAGGUUUCUUUAAAUUUAAUAACCGUGCUUGACAAAGCUGAUCAUUUAUUUUCUACUUUAAAAAUAAACUUAAUAAAUACAAUUGAUUGCUUUUUGAAUUUGUUAAUAAAACACACACACAUUUAAGCUUUGAAAAUUUUAACAUUUUAAAAGUUUCGCCUUUUUUAUUCCAAAAAUUUACUUUUAUUAAAAUUAUAACGUAAUAAAUUCUAACCUUUGAAAUUUAAUUCUAAUAAGAAAAUGCAGUUUCAGCUAAUCAGUGCAGCGCACUUCCAUAGCCAAAUAGCAUUCACUAAUCCACUUUAUAACUCAUACAAAUAAGAACGAACCAUAUGAAAUGCAAAAUAUGUUAGAAUGGGUAUGGAAAGGACAACAAUCCGGUGAAAGAUUUUCUAAAUUUAUUUAAAUCUGGGCGAGGAGGGGUUGUUCACUUUGCCCCAGGCAGCACAAGAUACGUCUCAAAAUAAAGGAAUGAAUUUGAUAAAUAAUUAACCUUCUUUGGUAUACACAUAUCGGCGGUAGGAUAUAGGAUGUGUACAUUUUUACGAGGAUGACAAUAUAUUUAAAUCCUAUGGUAUUACAUUUGUGGAAAAUGGUAAGCCACUUUCACUUUUUACAAAUAUUUAUAUGUUCAUUUUUCUCAAGGCUGCACAAGAUACGUUUCAAAAGAAAGAAAUUAAUUUGAUGAAUAAUUAACCUUAUUGGGUACAUUAAUGAUGUUAGAAACGUAAAUAUCAUCAUAUAGAUACUUUUUUAAAGGUAGGAAUUGUGAUGAGAUUUUGCAAUACUAGGUAGAAACUAUCGCAAAGGACCUACCAUUAUUAUCCCGAUAACAUCGGGUCAUUUAUUCUAGUAUAUAAUAAACGUGUUAAUAGUUAUCAUGAAUUACUGAGAUUAUUUGAAAGUUAUUUUAGCAUUAAGAUAAAUACAGGACACAUGUUAUUUAAAUGAUUAUCAAAUACAAAUUUACAACAAAAAAAAAAAAAUAUAUUUUUAAGAAAUCGUUUAACUUACAUUUAGUCAUCCUUUAACAAAACAUUUCACUGCUUUAAAAUAAGUAGAAAUAAUAUAACUAAUAAUUUUCAUUUAAAGUGAUCAAUUUAAAUCUGUCAAAUGUAAGGAUAUGAAAGAAAACUUUCAUUUAUCUUAUAUCAGUGAAAAGUGGGAACAUACGUUAUUAUUUAUGAUAUUAAACUUUGCGUAUGUCAACAUCUCAGCAAGUGUGAGUUUGUUCUUGGAUGCACUAGGGGGGGGGGGUGAAGAACUUAAAUGGUAAUGUUUGCGCUUUCAAACAUCUACUAAAGGAAGGUUUUUAAUGUGCUUUUGUUUGUUGCAAGCAUUUACAAUAAAGUUUUAUUCUAUAUUAUUUCAAUAGUUAUUACAUUCAACAAUCCCAUAGCUCUCGUUUGUGCGUAAGGGAUGCUCUGUGGUACAUUUGGGUUUACAGUCAUGGCAGUUCUUUGAUUACUUUUUGUUACUAACUUUAAUAGAAAAUUUAUUGAUGGAAUAGAGAAUCAUAACUUUGUGUCAUGUUUCCAAACAGCAUUUAGUCAAGCUCUGUUUAAGUAUAUUUUACGAAGGUAUCAAUGAAUCAAAGACAUUAUUUGUUAAACACAUAACAAUUUUAGGCCAUUGUAGAUUUCAAAUUUAAUUUAAUUAUGAACACAUUAUGCAUCUCAGUGGCCAACUUUAAAACUAAAACAAUUCUCUUCAGCUCAAAACGAAAUAAUAAACAGCAACACGUCCAUGAGACCCUUAAGGCAAUAAUAACACCAUUCUUUAAAAUAUGUCCGAAAUACAUAUUUAAAAAUUCGUUAUAAAUGUUUUUCUUGCAAACCCGUUUAAGGAUGGUUCUAAAAAUAUUUCCCUUGACAGAAACGUGUUUGUGUUAGGGGGAAAUAUAAAGGAGUAAGCUUUCAGGUUAAUCAUAUCCGAGUUUUUACAUUUCACAGUUUAUACAAAAGAUGUCGAGGACUAUUUUUUUUUUUAAUCGGUUCAAAAUUUAAAGUGAUCAAUGUAAAGUAUAUUUAAAUUUUUAUCAAAUAUGUUUGUGAAUCUUUCUGAGAUGCAUUCUUUAAAGAAGGCUUGUUAUGGAAAAUACUGAUUGAAAUGACAGUAUUCUAAGCCAUUCUCAAUGAAUAUCAAAUUAUCUUGUUACAUCACUUGAUAAUUCUCAACGGGUUUAAAUCAACUUUACUUGGGGUCGAAAUCCUAAGAAAACCUGUCAGAACAGAUUCAUUGGGUAUGUGAGGUAAACAAAAUUUAUUUAACACAUUAUAUUUUCAUUCAAAUAAACCCUGUAAGAAAGUAAGAAAAUAGCUAUGAAUGUGUGAAUCUAAGUAAAAUAAUCUAUUUCAAUUGUUACGCACUGACUUGUAUUGGGAGAAAUUAAUCUCCUAUUUUAAUUUUAAUUGGCUCGUUGUAAGCAGUGCCUAACAAAGGACGAUACCAUGGAAUCAACAAUAUUAAAGAUACGACCCAAACAGUUUCUAGUUACAAUUAAUUAAGAUUUAUUAUGUCUUAAGAUAAUUACAAAAUUAAAUUAAAUUACAAUCUUCAACUUACAGUAUUGUAGAUCUCGUACCGGUACACAGUUAAUACAAUUAGAAAUAAUGAUGCCAAUAAAUAAUGCGAAAUAAACACAUAUAAGUAGGAGCACACAAGUACACAAAGAAUAAAACACGCCUCGUAAUGUUAAGAAAAUCUAUCUGAAAAAUCUCCCUCCUCCUCUGUAUCUGUCAAUCUUUUAUAUACAUGUAGAGUAAGACGCUUCCAGAAGGGCUUAGGACGUGUUGUUUACAUAUCUCGAGCUAAAGAGUACAUUCCAGAAGGUACCCGGAGUCAUUAUACCCAAUGCGUAAUUGGAAGCCGAUUGUAAACAAGAUACUUCAAAGGCCUAAGCCACACCCCUUUGUGAACACAGCGUCUCAUGCGGGGUCAAUCAGAGGGCACGCACGAGAAAUAUGAUGUAAACAAGCUCUCUAUAACACAAUGUUCAAAGUUUUGUGUAACUAUGUGUGUAUGUUUGUAUGUAUUCAUUUGCGUGAUGGGUGACCGAGGGUUUUAAACUGAGCUAAUCUCAAUUUGAUGGCGUGGAGUUCAAUCCCCACCAAAGUCCAGUCAAGCAAAAACACAACCAGCGCGGAUAAAAUUGGUACAAUGAAACAUUCCGACAACUUCUGUGAUACAACUGGUGCUAACCGGUACCAUCCACAUGAUGUUGUUCCCUUGAAUUUUCAAAUAACAUAAAAUGUCGCUUUUUUUAAAAUUGGGACGGUUCAAUUUAAGCUAUUUUUGUUGAAUUAAAUGCAUUUGAGAUAAGCCUUUAUUCACAAACAUGCGCUGUUACACAUGUGUCAAAAGGAGGUUUUUGUGCGUUCUUUAAUAUUUCAUUUUCUUUUGUAACACGAUAUUGGCAAACUAAAAAGAAAAUCCUAUCUUUUCUUUGGCAUUAGUGAAUAAUUUUUUUAUAAAAAAAUAUUUAAAAAAAAGAUAUUUUAGAUAAAUCAAGUAUUUUACUUGGCCAAGCUUGUACAUUAACUGAAAAGGGCUAAAAUGAAAAUUCAAAAUACAAUAAUUGUCAUAAAUCAGGGCUUUUUGGAAAAGACAAUUGCAAAUUUGAUUCGUUCUUUGGUGAUUCAUUUUUAACAAUAUCUUGAUUUUAAUUUACUAUCAUCCUACUUUAUAACAGGAGUCUCAAACUAGCGGCCCGCGGGCAAUUUGCGACCCGAAAAACGAUAUUUUGCGGCCCGCUACAAGACAGCAAAGUUUAGUGUUAAUGCUGCCCGCUCGUUUUCCACAUUCUGAAAUCUACAACGUGACCCUUCGAGAAUGUUUUAAUCGAAUCUCACCUAAUUCUGAUUUUAUUAAGUUGGUAUAGGUUUUAACGUUGGAAAUAAUGGUUAAAAACAAUUUUAAAAUCGCACCUAUUGAAGUUUUAUUUUAACUUUAUGAGACAAACAUGACCAACGUGCCGUUUUGAGAAAAAUUUUAAAAAGUCAGUUUGUGUGUAAUGCACAACCAUAAUUGUUUAAAUCGUAGCAAUCUGACUCAGUAUCAAAUAAUCCCUAUUAUUAUUGUAGCUAUUAUGCACAUUUGUGGGAAAUUCCGAACCUGUCAGCUUGGUCACUUAAAUAGGGUUAGUCAAAAUGGCCUUUACUACGAUAAAAAUAUCAAAAUUCGUUCUCCCUACAAUAGCAUCUUCAUUCUCAUUAAUAAUAAUUCAUAAAUAUUGCUUGCUCCUGCCUACUUUUUGAACACGUUUUGGAAUUUAAAGCCUUCAUGGAGAAGGAUAAAGCAGCUGUUGCUGUACUAAGUGAUCCCAAAUGGCUUAUGUACUUGGCUUUUCUUGUUGAAAUUACACAGGAGCUGAAGGUACUCAACAGGACAUUACAAGACCAGAGGUAGCUUGUCAGCGUUGCCUAUAUGACAAUGUCAGGGUAUUCUGGACAAGACUUGUGUUAUGGUUCUUAGAGCAACAUCUGACAUUUCCCAACAUGCAGAGUACUCAUGGACUCGGGCAUGCCAUUCAGUAUUACGUAUACUGAAUGAUUAAACUGCGCAAAAUAAAAAUAAAACAAUCUUGAAUGUCCCUGAUUUUACAGAGGAGCAAAGCCAGGAUAUUUUAAAACAUAUUAUUUAACUACAUUAUUAUUCAUUAAAUUUUACAAUUUUAAAAUUAAUAUUUUUUUGAAUAAUAUUAUUUUUAACAAAUUUUCACCGACAGGGGGGAAGGCUGUAAAAUUUGUUUGCGAUCUAUCGUUAGGUUUCUUAUUUUUGGAAUAUCCACGGGAAAUAAAUACAUGCACGUAUACUUACGUAUUCAAAGAACGCUUAAUAAGCUUUCAUAAAAUUAUAUCGUUUGCAUAUAUAUAUAUAUAUAUAUAUAUAUAUAUUUAAAUACAUAUAUAUAUUAUAUAUAUAUAUAUAAAUUUCAGUAUCACCAACUUUUUAUUGAACAUGAUUGUUUUCAAACAGAUGUGUAUUCAUUGAUGAAUAUAAAAUUAUAUCUUUUGCAUAUAUAUAUAUAUAUAUAUAUAUAUAUAUAUAUAUUUAAAUACAUAUAUAUAUUAUAUAUAUAUAUUUAAAUUUCAGUAUCACCAACUUUUUAUUGAACAUGAUUGUUUUCAAACAGAUGUGUAUUCAUUGAUGAACAGAUAGGGACAUAUGCUAUGUGUUGCUCUUCUACUGUGUUGCUGGCAAAUUUAAUCGGUACGUUUUAAUUUUCAAGGCUUUACAUUUUAAUUUGUUCCGAUUAAUACCCGAGCAAAUUAUUUUUUCAAAUACUUUAGUAAAUUGUAUUUUAAGUAUAUACAUUUAACAAGAAUUAACUAAAUGACCAUUUAUAUUUUUGUUGAUAAAGUACUUACAUAAUUUAUUUAUAUCAGUAAUAAACAUUAAAAAAUGUUUCUUAUUUAAGUAUUAAAUAUAGUGAAUAUAAACGUUAUUAUAUAUCUAUUAAAAAGAAUGAAUUGUUGUUUAUACACGGAACAACAUUGGCAUUUAAAAUUUAAUAUGAAUACAUUUAAUUUCGUUUCUUACAAUUCACUUUAGUACAGGAAUUUCAAAAUAAAAAUCUGAAAUAAAAAGAAAUGAAAUAAUUAAUUCAAGACAGUAAUUGACAUUUCUUUUAUCCAAUAAUUCUUAGGGUAUUUUCUAGAAAACAAAAUUCAAUCUAUUUAUGUUGAAAAAAACAAAAACUUAAUAUUCAAUACUUUCCUCCGUAUUACCGGGACCAAUUGUUUUUUUUUGAGUUGCUCCAUGCUUUGUUUAUUGUACACCAAAGCUGUUCAUUUUAAAUUGUCGUUUUUUAACAUGCAUUUAUUUUAUUUUUUUGAGUUGAUAUAUCUAAAAUAUUAAAAAUAAAAUAAAAUACGUAAUGUAUUAUUAACAUUUAGUAAAUUUAUAUAAGGUCAUGUUACAAUGAAAAAGUCCCUGGAAAUGAAUUACUAGCUCCUCCUUCGAGCUCAGCUCCAAAUUUCGGAAAGAUUAAUCACCAAAAGAAUCGUGCACUUACAAUAAUCUAAAACGUAUUUUUUCAACUAAUUCCAACAUUAAUUUAUAAGUAUAAAUUUAAAAAUUAAUAUUUAUAUUAUUUUUGUUAAACUUAAUGUUUAGCUUAAUUUUACAGUUACGAAUUAUGAUUGUCAGAACUACAUAUGAUUAAUUCUCUCGUAAUGUUGAGCAUACAACAUUGCCAGUGGCUUAAUAGUCAUAGGCGAGCCUCAUCACUCAUGGAAAGCCUUAUAUUCAAAGAGUAAGACCGUUACCCGGGUUUCCAACGCGUUUCCAGUCCCAAUUACCAAUUACGGGCAACCCACGAUUAGAUGUUACACUGCCACAGCGGCCAGAUUACAGAGUUGGCACUUAUGAAACAAUUGUUAUCCGAAACUAAGAGGUAGUUUCAUUUCGGGAAUAGCUCUACUUGCAAAUUUGUGCAAAGGCUUUGCCAUCCUCGAGUGCAUCCAAUGUUUAUACUAUUUUAAGUACUUUUGUUUGGAUCACCUAACUCGAUAAGAAUAAUAAAUGGAUCUAAGUGUACGAGUUUGCAGAGACACAUUAACUCUCCAACGUGUAUAUGAGGCCCGUGCUCUACACUUUGUCAUAUUCUGCUGGAGGACACAGAAUAUUGGUUACGGGUUGAUUUUUUUAAAAAGUUUUUUUUCAAUGCAUAUGCCAAAAUGUGCCAAAGUGUUCUUGUUUUUAUAGUCAUUUUUUAAUGUUCUAGCUACUGUUUCUAUAGUCACUUUUAACAUUGAAGUUACUGUUCUAGUCUUUCUUGUUUUCAUUUUUUAUUUUAAUUUAGCAGUUUAAAUAGUUUACAUAUUUUUGAAAAUUGUAAAACGCUUAGAGCUGUAAGGUAAGCACUAUAAAAAAAUGCCUAAAUAAAUAAAUAAAUAUUGUCAUUUUUUAAAAUUAUCAUUUAGACUGUAUUGGUAAUUUUUUUGGACCAAUGAGAUAACUUGAUUCAAAAGCUGUAAUCAUUUGCUGAAACCGUCUAGUUUUUAAGAGUUUUAGAUCCUUAUGUCGUUAUAGAAAAAAGUUACUCGUGCGCUUGCUAAUUAUUCGGAUAUUUUCUCGGAAAACACUGUUAUACAUUUUGGCCGAUAUCUUAAAAAAAUAUCACUUCGUAUCUAUCUUUGUGAAAAGGAAAAAUUGUUGCUUUUUCAAAGCCUAUCACAGUAUCUUUUAUCAAGAUGCUGUUUAUGGGAUUCAGCAAUUUUUGUCAAAUUUAUCUCGCCAUAUAAUAAUUAUUUCGUUGUGUAUUUUGGCUUAAAAUGAUGCUAAAUAGUGGCUAGUUUCCUACGUUAUAUGUUUAAUGUAAAAAGGAUCUUCGUUGGUGAAACUUCGAUGGACUCAAUUUUCAUUUUCUCUUAGACGUUUGAUAAAUCGAAAUAUGUCUAUAAGCACUUUUCGCCCGAGUCCCAUAAGCCUUUUUAGCAGGUAAGGAUAUAAGUGGUUUCCCCUCCAGAGAGUUUAUCUAUGUGUCGCUAAAGUUUAGCUCGUAUGCAAGAUUGAGUUUUCCACACGUGGCAGGAUGAUGAUUUGGCUAGAACAAUUAGUAUGUGCUUGCACGUAGGAUCCGAUUAGAUUUUUGUUAACCCUUGUUGGGGACUCAAUGAUAUGUCACCGUGUGGAUAAGAGUUGGAAUGAGUUGUUCUGUAGCCUGAUUAGAAAAGUUUUAAUCAAACCGCCACAAUUUAUCGUCUUGUACAGUUAAUUUUACUUAGCUCUAGUUAGCCACUGGGCGUUAUAGUUUCCUAUUUUGGUUCUACUAUAAAACAUUUAAUUCCCUAGUGAUAAGUAGAUUAGGUUUCUGGGUGUUUUAUAAACAUUAUUCACUUUGAAAGCCGCGACCUUAUUAAAUUCAUUUCUACGAUCUUAACAGAGAUAAUGUUUUAAACAGUUGUGGGCAAGACCUCUAAAUCGAGUGCAUUUACAAUGGUUUUGCCAUAAAAAAAAAUUAAAAUGAAAAAUAAAAACAGUGAUAUGAAACGGCUUUAUAUGCCACAGCGGUAAUUUUUUUCCUUUUCGUCAAAUGCAACACACAUUCAGUUGUACAUUCACGUUUUAUUGGAAUCUUUACCCCCUUAGACCACUACUGGUAUGGUAGGUUACUUUUUCGACUGGAGUUAGCCCGUCGUUUGUCAGAAAUGCGAGAGAUAGUCGCUACCAAAAUUCAUGAGUGUCGGGGGUAGAAUGUCCACUCAGCAGUAGUUAUCCCAUGAGUAUUGAUUUAAAAGUUCCUCCAAACCUGCGUGUUUUGUAUCAUAGAAAAAAUCAUUCCAACCCCCGUUGUUUAAGAUUUUCGUCUCUUAGGCAUAUUGUCGAGGCAGUCAUUCCAUCAAGUGCGAGGGUGCCGGAUCAUUAACUGCUCGCACAAACACUUCAGUUGCGCUCAAAGCUUAAUAGUCUCUAGCACUACUUAGAGGAGCGAAUCUUUGUGAACUAAGCCAGUACUAGACAUUUCAAUCUAUUUGAGAUCAAAUUAAAGUAAUUAAACUGUAUCCCUGUUUUUCCUUUUAUUACCACGUUCCAUCAUAUUUCUGUUUUUUUUUUUUUUUACUACUUUUUUUGAUAAUUUGUAUCACAUAUCGAACAGUUUAGCAAGCAAGCGUACGACCGCGGUUUGCGCGCGGGCCUCAUGUACAAGUUCCAGAAGCUGGGGAUUUUUGUUUUUCUUUUUUUUACCACGUUCCAUCAUAUUUCUGUUUUUUUUUUUUUUUACUACUAUUUUUGAUAAUUUGUAUCACAUAUCGAACAGUUUAGCAAGCAAGCGUACGACCGCGUGUUGCGCGCGGGCCUCAUGUACAAGUUCCAGAAGCUGGGGAUUUCUGGCAAAAUGUCCGCGUGGGUGACGGACUUCCUCAAGAACAGAACUAUAGCCACGCGGGUUGGUAAUAGCUUGUCGAGGCAGCUUGCUCUGGAGGACGGAUUACUCCAGGGAUCCGCCCUCAGCUGCACCCUGUUCUUGGCGUACGCAUACGACUUGCAAGAGGGCUUAGUUUACGAUAACGUGAUGUUCGCGGAUGAUUUAGUAAUCUGGACCUCUGGUAAGGACAUCAACCAUCUGCAGAACCGGCUUCAAAAUGAUCUCCAUAGCAUCGAAGACUAUGCGAGACGGUGGAAAAUGGUUGUGAACACCGAGAAGACGGUUUACUCUAAGUUCAAGAACGGAAGAGAGGCACUUAAGGUCGAUGUUAAACUCUCCAUAAACGGAAAAGAUCUGGUAUGGGACAGGACACCAGUUUACUUGGGUGUGAAGUUGGACAAGAAACUCCGAAUUCACAACCAUGUACACGAACUGUGCGCAAAAGCUUCACAAAAACUGGGUCUGGUGAAAAAGUUGGCCUGUACUAGAUGAGGCGCAGACGCAAGACUACUGAGAUCGCUCUAUCUUAGGAGUGUGAGGGAGGCAAUGGACUACAGUUUGCCUGUCCAAACCUUCGCGAGUCGCACGGUUCUAGAGGAACUGGACCGCAUCCAAAACCGAGCUCUAAGGUUUGUAUGUGGGGCAAUACGAACCACGCCCACGGCUGCAGUUAGGCUUGAGGUUAGGCGGGAAAAGGCAGUCCUUACGACGGUUGAACGAUACUGGCGCAUGGAAAGGAAAGAACCCUGUUUCCAACUGCAAGACAAUUGGGUAAAAAAGUCCAGAUUGAAGAGACCAUCCUUCAUGGACAGGGUGCACAGUGUUGAAGAAGACGUAAUUUUACCAGGAAACAGGGGGCAAGUGAAAGUGAUCCCCGCGCGUGGACCUCACAAAAGCCUAUCCCGACCAGACAUUCGACUAGACAUGAUUACCACCAAAGCCAACAAAAACAGUAUUCAACCAGAACCAUCAGAGGCUGUACGUAACACGAUUGAAGCCUACCCGAACAGCCUGGUUAAAGUCUUCACGGACGCCUCGUACCUUGCGAGGGAAAAAGCGUAGUGGCAACGGUGCCCUCAUUCAGUAUCCCGCAGAGAUAGCCCCACCCGAGGAGCUAUCUGGCCCAAGCGGAAGCUAUGCAACGAGCCUCGAUGCGGAAAUUGAGGCGAUACUGGUAGCUCUUUAGAGGGUCCACCAACGGCUAGCGAAAAGAAAACCCUUCCCGGACGUAGUGGUCUUCACUGACUCUCGUUCAGCUCUCGAACGCAUGGGGGGGGGAUCAGUGGGAUCAAAAAUGGUCACAGCCAUUUUGGAGGCAGUGGGCUCCAUCCAUGCGAAAGGCUCCAAGGUAGUCUUACAGUUUAUCGCUUCACACUGGGAGGCGUCGCUUCCUGACAGGGCAGACUUCUUAGCCAAAGAAGGCGCGGCCCUACCUCAAACGGACAAACCGAUGACUCAGUUGGGAGCCAUGGCUUGGAUCAAAGACCAUUUCAAGGACCAAUGGCACAGAAUGUGGGCCACGGCAGCCACUGGACGACAGCUUUACCAGAAAAUGCAGCGUCUGAGCAAGAGUGACCCCUUGUGGGAACUUAGUCGUGGAGAACAAAGCCUUAUCACUCAGAUGAGAACUGGGCACUGCGCAACGCGCAGUUAUCUCCAUCGACUCGACAACAGAAGGGAAUCUUUGUGCCGGUUAUGUGGACUAGAAGAGGAGACAGUAGCCCACUUGAUGGUCACGUGUCCGAGUAGUGGGAUGGGGGCCGACGGUAGGAAUCUGGAGGCCUGCCUAAAUGAGCUCCUUUACGGUAGCGCUCAGCAGAUGAGGCGCGCCGUAGAAAUCGUUUCCAGGGUCUUAAGAGAUUUAAUCUCGACCCUUAGAGUAUUGAACUUAAUUAGCACCCAUAUAAUAUAUUUGCAUAACACUUUAAAUUAUACUUUAAUAUCUAUUUUGGCUGUGUCCAAAGCUUCCAUUUUAAUUUUUUUUUUAAAUAAUAAAUACAAUUAUUUUUUUUCUACAGCUGUUAUAUUAGCACAAAGUAUAACUUUCAAUUCACCCAAGCAAGAGGAUUACAAAACAACGUGCACACGUGGGGUGUUAAUAAAUGAUACAUUAAUUAUCAAUAGCAUCGUUAAUUUUACUAACGUCAACGAUGUUGAAAAUGUAACCUACGCUGUGUUUCAAAUACAAGAGAGAGGAAAUGUGGAAACAAAAUUGGUAAGGUUUAAAACUUAUUUUAGAUCAAUUGAAAAUUUAACAUUAGUUUUCAAUUCACAUUUACUAUGUUAAAAGGGUAGAAACAAUUUUAUUAAUCUUUAUCACGAAACAUUUAUUCAACCAUAUAUUUUAUAUAAACUUUUCUGUUGGUGAGGCUGCUUCCUUUUCACACCCAGCCCACCCCUUAAUUAACAUUUUAUAGUAAUAGUUUUUUUGUAAAAAAUAAAAAAAUAAAUAACAACGAGCGUCAUGUGUGACGGUUGUGCUCAGACGCGUUAUUCAAAUUGAACAUUAGUAAAUGGCGUCGGCAAGCCGUCAAGUUAGUGGGAUGCUUUUUAUAUCAUCCCCAACGCCAUUCCCCCAAGCCCAAGUAAAAAGAGUGAUUUUUUUCAGAGGUGUCAACUAUAAUAAUCAAUAAAGAGCAACGUGUAUGGUGUAAAAUUUUCAAAAGAAAUAUUAUUUAAAUGCCGACAGUGGUAAUGUAGGAGUUUCUGUUCGACUAUUAAUUAUAGAAAAUGAGAACUUAUUAACCCCUUUAUGGCACAAUUUGAUUAAAUUUUUUAUUACACAGACCAAGUUUAAAAAUUUCACCCUGUUAAGCCCUAGUAAAAUAUAUUUUCUCCUUUCUGACACAUUAAACCACUUAACAUUCAAUUUUUAAGCAAUUCAAAAAGCCAUUGAACUAAUAUAUAUACAUAUAUAAUAUAUGUAUAUAUAUAAACACAUAUAUAUAUAUAUAUAUAUAUAUAUAUAUAUAUAUGAAACAUGUUUUUAGAUUUUGAAAAAUAAAAAAUAUAUAUCACUCAUUUUAAACAUGAUUAUAUAUAUAAAAAAGACAUUGAAAAAAUAUAUAUACAUAUAUAAUAUAUAUAUAUAUAUAAACACAUAUAUAUAUAUAUAUAUAUAUAUAUAUAUAUAUAUAUAUGAAACAUGUUUUUAGAGUUUGAAAAAUAAAAAAUCCAUAUCACUCGUUUUAAACAGGAUUAUCUAUACAGAAAUCUGAUUCAUAAUCUUGAAUUCAAGAUAAAAUUUGAUCCAAAGAAAUGAAAGUAUCUUUACAUUCAAUGACUAUUUCUAUAAGUUGUUAAUGAAAAUAUAGACAUAAAAAAACCACAUCUGAUUACAAAAAUAAUUAUUGAACACGGCAGAAUAAUAUAAGUAAAAUAAAUAUAUAAUAAAACAAGAAAUAUAAAAGAUAAAAGUAUCCCUUGUAGUCAACGAUUAUUGCUAUAAAGUGCGUAAGAAGGAUACUAUGAUGUUUGGUGUCACUAGUGACACAUGUGGUAUGUUAGGAAACAAAUUUAUUUCUACGUAUUUUGAUUCUUACUUCCUGGCAAAGAAAUAGCUCUGAUAAUGUUAGUGUUAGUUAGAUCUCAUUUCUAUUUUACCAUAAUAAUUUUUUUUUUUAAUUUUGUUAUGUAGAGCUUGUUUACAACACUUUCACUCUGGUUGACCCUACGCUCUUAGAUGGGCGUGGCUUAGUUCUUUGAUCUGUCGUUUUUAUUGCCGACAGAAACUAAAAAUAAUUAAUUUUUUCUCAGUGGUGUUUUGUCAAAUGUUCGCGAUUGUAUUAGAAAAGUAAAAGCGUUUCUUGACGCGUCGGUAGACUUGCAAAUUAUAUUUUCUUUUGUUUUUCAUUGUAUUAUUACUAAAUUAAAUCUGAUUAAUUGUAAUUGGCAACUGUUUUUGCUUGUCGUAUCUUUAUUAUUGUAUCUCUCUAUGGUUAGGCACUGUUUGAAUGAGCCAUGCAUUUAAAAUAGGAGAUUAAUUUCUCACAAUAGAGGGCAGUGCGUAACAAUAUUUUAUCAAACAAAAUUGUUUUUGACUUGUCUUGUCAGCUGCUUACGUAAACAUUUACAUUUAUUUCUAUUAAAUUAAAUUGUCAAUAAAUUGUAAAUUUAUCUAUUUAAAUUUAAAAAAGUAUAGAAUUAUUAUUUUUGAGUUAUCUAUAUAAAAUUUUCACACAUAUAAUUUCUUUUUCUUUUUCAAAAUCACAAGUCUUAAUCUUAAAAUUCCUUUACUAAAUGCAAUGAUACCAAUUGUCAUACGCAAUGUCAAUUAUCUAUUCUGAGUAAUAAUACUUUAUUGGUCACAUUUAAAGUACAUAAAUGUUUAGAAAAAACAAAUAAAAUAGUUUUCGUCUGUAACUUUGUUUCUCCUGAAAGAAAUUAGCAAACACUUUAUUACGUGUUUACUGUAAUUUCGGUGCUUUAAUUAAGGUAUAAAAAAAUGAGUCCGUCCAAAAAAAUAAGAUAAACCAACGCACAGGAAAUAAAAUUAGGUUGUCCAAGCUAUUAAAUUGAAAAUUGUGAACUUAAGCAAUAUGCGACUUCAUAAGUUUACGUGAUCUAACAUUGAGUAUAUUUAAUUUUAAAAUAAGACUAUUCAUACGGUAGCAAUUUGUUACACAUAUCAUUUUUCCGCCAUCUCUGUCACUCUUGAAUAUGGACCCAUUUUAUCUCCCCAGUCUUUAAACUGCCUAGAAAUUUCUAUUUAAAAAAGUUCGUAGUAUUGAGCUUGUAGAAAAAUACUGAGUUUUCCUGUUUUAAUGAAUGAAAUAUGUAAACAUUUGCCUAAUAACGAAAAAUAAAAUCUUGACAGCCACACAAAUGAAAGUGAGAUUUGCGGUGUGUGGGGGGGUGGAAGAGGAACAAUUUAGUAUUAGCCAAUAAACAUUGUCAGAUUAAAUAGUGUUUAAUAUAAAAUUAUUGUGGGGAGACUAUACAAUAUAUCAUGUACAAAAAUAAUAUCCUGAACAAAUGAUAUCAUUUAGCUUACAAACGCCAAUGGUCUAAAUCAGGAGUAUAUUAUGCGGCCUGUAGGCACGUACGUGUUGCAAUUGUAUGUGUCACAAACGACUGGGGCAAGGGUUUACACCAUAGCUGAAAUGUUCAUCAAAAAAUUUACCAGGUGGACGAAAUUCGCUGUGAUUUUGGGGAGGGAAUUAUUAGGCGUUUAAGGUAAGGCUAAUUACUGUUAAUAGAUUCCUAUAUCUUUCAUAUUUGUGUGUGUGGGGGGGGGGGAGGAUGUUUCCUUCCAAAAUAUUAUGUCUGGAGGCUUUCCAGACUUCGCAUGUUUAUUUGGCGUUAACGACGGAAGUACUAAAUUAACCACAAAUGAGUUGGUAGGGAAGGGUUAAUAGCUGGCAUUCUUGGACCACCUAUUAAGAUAGCGAAUUGUUUAUGAGAUUCGUGACAUAAGAGUGAGAUAUCCGUGGACAGUAAUUAUAAAGUGUUUGAUGUCGCGAUACUAAACGAAGGCAAUAAUAUAACUAAUGAUAGACCGUUAGUCAAGUAUCUGGGUUAGGAAAGAAAAUGUAUUGCAUUUAAAAAAAAUUAAAUUCAUCCAUACAUCUUUUAUCUAUAACUGUCGGUGAGGACUUGCUUCAUCAUUCAUUGGUGAAUAGACGCUGAUUUAACCAAGAGUGCUGCCAAAAAAAAAAAAAAAGAUUGAGGACGAAUGUCAUGUUUUAAUCACGAAUGGAUUGCUAAAUACUGCUUCACGAACGUUAGGAGCAAAGCUGUCUGCGUGCUCUGUCGUGAAUAUGUGAGUGUCUUUACAGAGUACAAUUUAAAAAGACGUCACCAAACAAAAGAUCUUGACUUAGGGCACAAUGUAACAAGCGAAGAGAGAAAAAGUUAAUGACAGAGUUGGUUAACAAUUUAAAGAAACAGUAAACUGUUUUCACUAAACAGUCUUUAAUAGAAGAUGCCGCAACCGAAGCCAGUUAGGGAUGUCCUAUAAGAUUGUAAAGCGUAACAAGCAUUUUUCUGACGGUGAGUUCAUCAAAGAAUUAUUUUCAUAUGCAGCAAACAUUGUGUGUCUAGAGCAGAAAAUAAAAUUUGUCAGCAUUUCUUAAUCCAGAGGAACUGUUGUCGGGCGUGUUGAAAAGAUAAGUGACAAUUUGAUGCAUCAACUUCGACAUGCAAGCAAUUACUGUUUGUGGUACUCUCAAGUGUUGGACGCAAGAACUGAUGUACGGGACACAGCACAAAUGUUGGUAUUUAUACGGGGAAUAAACACUUGUUACGAGCUAACCGAAUAAUUACUUAGUUUUGAGUCACUCAAAGAGACAACAUAGUUCAGGAUGUAUUCAAUCUUUUAAGAACUGUGUUGAAAAAACUGGGUUGAUGUGGAGCAAGUUGGCGAGUAUAACAAUCGAUGGAGUGCAUGCUUUGCCUGGGAAAAACGAAGGUCUGGUGAAGAUGAUAAAAAAUAAAUUUAAAGAAGAAAAUCAUGAACAUGCACUCUUACAUCUCCACUGUGUCAUCCAUCAGGAAAGUAUAUGUAAAGCUGCGUUGACUGUCAACCCAGUUGUUAGUGGGAUUAACCUCAUCAGAGCCAGGAUACUUAACACACUCAGUUUAAGGCACUGCUUGAAGAUUUGUAAACUGAACAUUCUCAUAUUUUAACAACAGCAGUGUCUGCUUGCUGAGCCUGGGCAAGAUAUUAAAGCGAUUUUCCGAUCUCAAGGAAAAAAAUAGUUAUGUUAAUGGAGAGGAAGGUUAUUUAUUUAGACUUUGUUACAAACAUUGUAAAUAAAGAGAGGAAGUCAGACUUAAUUUUUGCCAUUGACAUUAUGAACAAGUUGAAUAAACUGAAUGUCUAACUUUAAGGCAAUAGCUUCUUUGCACAUUAAAUGUAUGUGCAUGUUAAAAAAAUUUUUUUAGGCAAAACUCUCCCUGUUCUCCAGGGAAGCAGUUGAAAAACAGCUUUUGCAAUUUUCUCUUUGCUGAAAAGUAAACACGUUUUCUGUUGAAAUGAAAGAAAAGUAAAAGGCUCAGUGUGGUGUCUUGGUUGUGGAAUUUAAAGGAGGUUCCAAGACUUCAAGGACUAGGAAUUACUUUUCAAUAUUUUGAGUUCGCAUUUAGUGCAGAAGCUGAUUAAGGCCCAGGGGAGAUACAAGCAGAUAAUGACCUGAAUGAGAAUUUCUAGUCAGUUCUUCUGCUGGAGUUUUAAGUAUCUUUGAAAGAAGCAGCAUUUCCACAAUUAUUUUAAAACUUUGCUGCUUGACUUAUGUCAAUAUUUGAGUCAACAUACAUCUGUGUGCAAGCUUUUUCUUGUAUAAAAAUAAACAAUUGUAUGGUCGAUGGUGACUUACUUUAACUUGAAUGAAAUUAUGCGAAUGACAACCAGUAAACUUGUUCCACAGUUCAAGAACAUUAUCCAAAACUGUGGCCAGUUAAAUAUUUCUCAUAAUUCGUUAAUGUGAAUAUUUAUGUUCAUCUCAGUAAUUGUAAUUGUACUCUAUGUCAGAUUGAAUGUAAACUAAAUUUCUCCUUCUUCAUAAUUUUUAUGACAGGUUACAAAUUCUUUUGUUGAAAUAAUUAUGAAUGGUAAUAUUUUAUUACCAAAUUAGACACUGUUUCAUUUUGUAUUCUAAAAUGUAAUGUGCAUGUUUAAAACAGAUAGAAUGUGAAAUAAAAUAGCAAAUAUAUGUAAUUGGUUUUUUACAUUAAUUCAAAUUUUCAUACGUUGAAAAUUGUUAUUGAAGCAGACAAAAUUUAUUUGCAGCUACCGAUGACAAUUACGUUUUUAAUGUGUAGCUCCGUCGACAAAGUUUGCCCACUCUUGGUCUAAAUAUGAUACAUUUACACAAAAAUGUAGAAUUAUUUUAAUUAUGAUAUUAAUAUCGUUUCAGCUAUUCUUCCAAAAUUUACAAGUACCUUGCGUUAAUUCAGAACAUAAUUCAUACAAGUGUGGAAAAGUUGACGAAAAUGUUGUGCAAUUUUCGUUCAAGUUGGUCGCUUUUCCAAGUUAUAUCAAUGCAACAGUUAUUGGAACCUUACAGGUGAAGUCAACUAAAAUCAGCAAAGCAGUCAUGGAUUUUCCAGCGUUAUUUGGUAAAAAGAUGUGUUAUAUAAAAAACAAUUUCUGUAUCUACACAAUUAUAAUAAAAAUUGUCUCGUGAUUUCGUGGCUGGAAUUAACUUGAGCAAAAAAUUUUUUUUUAAUUUAAACAUUAUUAUUAUAUUUUUUUUUUAAAUGUUGAAAUAUAACAGUAAAUACUCAGCUUACAAUUUCUUACAAUACUAAUGAAAUGAAUUUUAGAACAAAUAUUUAAUAACAAAACUAUUGUUCAUUGUGCAUACAAAGAAUCAUUCUAAACCGCGCAAAAUCGUGUUAAAAGAAAAGACAUUAAUCAAAGCCUUUGAAAAUUGUAACGUGAAUAGAAAAUUUACGUUCAGUUCUUAAAUAUUAUUUUAAACAUUGUAAUUUAACUAAGACGAAUUUCCUUCCAAAUGUGUCUACUGUAAGGAAUUCGAUGCUUAUUUAUUUGCUUUAUUACAAUGUCAUAAUACAUAUAUGACUAUAUAUAAAUACCAACCGAUAUACCUGGCGUAGCCCGGGAAUGCAUUUGGACCCCGAACCCAAUGGGACUUCAAUCCCAUUCUUACCAGGAUACCGGCACAAUUCCGUUUCCGGGUGUGAUUCCGAUCCCGAUGGGGUCCUAUUUUCUUGUGGCUCUUGAUCCAGGGGGAAUCCACAUCUCGUUGGGAUCCCAAUGGUGCCUAUUUAAUAACAUAACGUUUUAGUUAUGUCUGCUAUAAAAAUCACUCAGAUAAAUUAUUGAGUUAUAUUUAAAAUUUGUCCCAUUCAAAUCGGUUUUAAAAUGCCAUAGAUAUAGCUUUUUUUUAAUGAUCGAAUUUUCGAGAAAUUCCAGAUAAGUCUUGAAUAAAUUGGAUAUUAUUAGUUUUAAAUCUACAGAUAUUUCAUUAUAGACAAUGAGGGUAUUGCUACCACGCUAGGACUGUAGCCGUCAAUUUACAUAGAAACUAUAGUGUAGUCUAAGCUUAUUGAUAUUUAUAUUACUUAUGUAAGAAAAAUAAAUCGGGGCCCCCGGCCCCAUAGGAAUGGCUAUAAUGAGUUCAAUACCUUUCCGUAUUUGAAUAGGGAUAAUAAAGUGUAUGUGCUCUAAGUUUGGUUGAGAUCCAUUAAUUCAUUUAGGAUAAUUAGAAAUAGUCAUAUAUAGAACUUUCUAGAACAUUCUAGAUAAAAUGUUGAAUCCUUCUCGAAACUUGUUAAAAAAUGUCUUUUCUAAAAACCUAUAAAUCGUGUAGGAAAAAUUAUAUAUCUAAAUGCAUUAAUUUAACUAUAUUACAUUUAAGAUGAAUGAGGGGCCUCGGGGGCCCAUUCAAUAAUGUACCGAAUUAGUAUUGCCUGAGAUGGGGGCCCUAUAAAAAUCAUUCAGUAAAGUUAUGAAGUAAAAAUUUCAAACGUGUCCCAUUGAAAUCUAUUUGAUAAUGUAAUAGACAUAGCUUUUUAAAUUUAUCGAACUUUCUGGAAAAUUCUAGAUUGGAUAUUCUUAAUCUUAAAUCCACCGAUAUUUCAGUAAGGACGAUGAAGUUUGGCCUAUAUCCAUCAAUUCACAUAGAACCUAUACCGUUGUCUAACCCCAUUGAUAUUCAUAUAGCUUAUAGAAGGAAAAAUGAGCUGGGGCCCCGGCCCGAGAGAAAUGCAUAUUAUGAGUUCAGUACCCUUCUGUAUUUAAAUAUGGAUGAUCAUGUAUAUGUGUAAUGUAAUAAGUUUGGUCAAAAUCCAUUCAUUCAUGUAAGAGUAUAAGGUCUAUUGAUAUUUAUAUAGCUUAUAUUAGGAAAAAGGAACUGGGGCCCCCGGCCGCAGAUAAAUGGAUAUUAUGAGUUCAGUACACUUUAGUAUUUGAUAAUGGAUAAUAAAGUAUAUGUGUAUUAAGUUUGGUCAAGAUCCAUCGACUCAUGUAGGAAUAUUUGUUGUUAAUUUUAUUUAUAUAGCUCAUUUUAGGAAAAAACAAAUUCGGGCCCCUGGCCGCAAACGGAUUCUAAUAAAAAAAUGAUAACCGAUUAAGAGCUGCUUCCAGAUGAUGGAUAUAUGUGCACAUUUUGGUCAAGAUUAAUCAAUCCAUGUAAAAUCCUUUGUGGAACAAACUCACAAACAAAUAAACCAACCCACAAACUUUCACUUUUAUAUAUGAUAUGAUGUAUAUAUUUAUAUGUGUGUAUGUAUACUCGAAGGUUGUGUUUCCUUGUUAUCUUUUGUUUGUUGUAUUGUCUGUUUCUUGCUACUGCACACAUUUCUGCACAAAAUAUAGGAUUUAAUUCAUGCAUUAGUUGAACUUUGUUAGGAGGGGUAGAUAACAUUUAAUUACUUAAUAAGUAGCUGUUACUUUGUGUUUAAAAAUAAUAAUUUAAAAAACAACCUUACUUCAGUAAAUCAUUUCGUUUUAUUAAUAUACAUUUAUUCCAAUCUCUUACAAAUCUAUACCAUACAAUUUGUGUUUUGGUAAUACGCUGGCUUUAUUAGACAGUGUGCCCCAAACGGCCCUGCACGUCACUAAUCUUGAAAAAAAUAAUUUUAGCUUGUAUGAGAUUUUGCUCGGGGACAGAUCUCGAGGGCUCCUAAUAAAUUUAAAGGGUAAUGGGGAGAUUAAACUAUGGGGUCGGAAACUGUGCCACUUGUAUGAAACAUAAAAACUAUUUACUUCUAUUUUCAUUGCAUUUGACAAAGAAAAAACAAUAUCUUUAAAAAAAGUUAAAUUUUUACUAUUUGUAAUACCUUUUAAUAGCAGUCUUCUUAUUUUGUUUCACCAAAUGGUAUUCAUUUUUAAGCUAUUAAUAAUCUAUUAAAUAUGUUGUAUCUACACAGAAACAAUUGGCGUCAAGGGUGUUUUGUCCGUAAAUGGACACAGUUACACAACAGAUGAUUGUAGAAUAAACACUACUUCAAGUGAUUUACAUAUUCAAUUUGCGUGUAUAAGUGCAGUGAAGCCAUGUCGGAUAGAGAUGGUUUUAAAUGGAUCCAGACACAUUAAUGCAUCUGAUUAUGUGGAAACGAAAGUUACUCUAGACGACGAGCAAUUCAUCCAUAUACAUAUUAACUAUGCUGCUUGCACACUUGAGCAGAAAAUAAAACAUUUCAACUGUGUGGUAAGAUUGGGUAAGGGAUUUUUUUUUAAAUUUAAUGUAAUAUUUUAUUAAAAAGGAUAAUCUAAUAUUAAAUUAAAUUGUUACACGUGAAAAAAUAAUCCAUAUGAGACGCUGCUAUUCUCAUAUAAUUCACAAAGCAAUAGCUUACAAAAAGCUGAUUUGGUGAUGAUUCCCAAACUCAUUUAAUAUAAUUAGGUAUAAAAAAAUUAAAACAUAAUAUUUUGCUCGGUUUACCCCAGAGCAUUCUUUAUUUUUGGAACAGAAUCAUGCGAUAUUUGUAAUAAUGUACCCACUCAUCUAUAAAACUAUAGUGGGUUUUUAUGUUGUUUCUUUGGUCUUUUAAUUGUACUUUUAUUUCCGAUUAUAAACUAUUACGAUUUUUUUUUUUUAAGCAGCUAAUCUUUGUGUUUAAUAAAAAAACCACAUUAACUUGUAAAAUGUUAUUCUAUGAAAUACCAGAAGUAUAAAAACAUUGUUAGAAUUGAGUUUUAAUGUUAGAUCAGUUUUAUUCAUUAUUAAAGAUUUUGCCUGCCGAGUCUAAAAAACGUCUUACAGACAUUUUCCUAAAAUUGUGACCCCCGCAACAGCAUGUCACGUGAAUCUAAAACUCGAAAAUAACUUUUAAAAAAUUAUUUAAAAUCUUUAAAUUUAAUUUUGUAAAUAUAUUUUUCUUUCAUUUUUAUAAUUAAUUAAAAAUAAGUAUAUACAUAACAAAUAAACUCUUUAUAGGCCAUUAUAAUCUACGUAUAUAUUUAUACGCUCUCAAUAGACGAGAAAACUUUAGGCCCAAUAACAUUCUCUAAUUUAAUUAUCACCCAUCAUAAUAUUUCAGUAAACGAAAUGAUGCAAAGGAAUAUUCAUUUUUUAGAAAAUUAAAAAAAAAAAUGCAGCAUAAGGGAUCUGGAACGUAUGCAUUUUUAUUCCGGACGAGCAAAAAAUCUGUUGUUGCGUAGAUAGACAGCUACCAUACCAUGGUUGAUUUUAUUAUUUUUUUAUUAAAAUCUGGGGAUUGGUGAAUGGAUACUUUCAUUUUUCCUCAAGUGAGCACACAAUACGCUUUGGAAUAAAGGAAUGAAUUGAUAAAUAAUUAACUUUCUUAGAUACAUUUAUAUCGCAGGUUAGGUAAUAAGGUUGAUUUUAACGGGGUUGGCAAUAUAUUUAAAUCAUACUAUGUUUCUAUCAUUUAAAGUUAUGUUACAUUCACAUUUUAGAAAUAAACUAAUUUUUAACAAUUAAGAAAAUCAAUAGCGUUUACCAAAGACGAAUGUAUUGAAAUGACGUGUACAAUCAUGCUCAUCAAUAUGAAACCAAAUCAAUUACAAAAAUAACAAUUUAAUCUUAAAAUUAGAGCAAUUCAAAAAAUUAAGUUUAAGGGCGUUAACAAAACAUGGGUACGGUUUUUCUUUCCAAAAAUGAAAUUAUUUUUUUUUUCUUUUGCGAAAGGUAAAGAGAUUAAAUAUUUUUAUGAGAUUAAAAACAUUUCCCUUUAAAAAAAAAAAAAAAAGGUUCCCAGCUGUUAGAUUACUGGUGUAAAAUAUCAGUUAAGAUAUUUUUCUAUGCAAAUAAAAAAAGUCUUUUUUAAAAAAAAAAAUAUUUUUUUUUUCUUUUGCGAAAGGUAAAAAGAUUAAAAAUUUUUAUGAAAUUAAAAACAUUUCCCUUUAAAAAAAAAAAAAAAAGGUUCCCAGCUGUUAGAUUACUGGUGUAAAAUAUCAGUUAAGAUAUUUUUCUAUGCAAAUAAAAAAAGUCUUUUUUUUUUGGUUAAUACAGUAGAAAAAAAAAGCAAAAUGUUUGUUUAACAUUGUAUUUAAGAUGGCAAUAUAUAUACCAUUCCAUAAUAUAAAAUAGAAUGUAAAUGGUAUAUAGAGUUUGUUUUGGUGUAUAUUUAAGAUUAUAUUUUUCAUUAGAGGAAAAAGAAUGUAGUUCAGGGUCAUGAAGUUUGGUGUCGCAGGCCCAACAAUCAGAAAUUAAAAAAAGACAAAAAAACUUUCCUCUAAAGUAUUUAUCUAACCUAGAAAUCAGCCGUCAAUAAACUUAUUAAUUUACAAUAAUGAUAUACUUGUGAUCAUUUAUAUUGCAAAUUUAAGAUCGUGGUUAGACAAAGAAAAUGUAUUUUAUGACCACUAAAAGGGGUAGGUUUGGCUUAAAAUAUAUGACAGACAUAUAGGCCUACUUCAUAAAAAAAUUUUUUGUUAGUAAGGUAACAUCAUUAUAUAGAAAUGUAUUAUUAUAAAAAUGAAAAGUAAUUGUGAUGAUUAUUUGCUGUAGGGUGUAAAAAGUAUCUCAAUUUGCCUAUCCCGAUGAAAUCAGGUUAUACAUUCCAGUGUUAUAUAUACAAAUAAUGUAAGUAUCUCUUGUGUGUGUUCUCAGGAUUAUUAACCUCACUUAAAGAAGACAACGAAUUGGGCAUCAUUAUCGGAAGUGUUUUUAGUGCAGCAAUUUUAAUCGGUGCAAUAAUAUUCGCAAUUUUUUGGAAAAGAAGAAAGAAAUGGUAAGAUUAAUUUUUUUAAACGUUUCUAAAUAACGUAUAUAUAUAUUAUUUGUGCACCCAUUCCGCAUUUUUUUUUUUUUUUAGUACCCAACUGCACUGUUAUUUGCCGGCCGGAACAGUUAUCGGAGAUAAUGGAAUAUUUUCAAAUGUUGAUUCUAAAAUCCUUAUCUAUAUUUAUUUAUUAAAAAAUUACUUUUUUUUACAAAUAUAUAUCAUUAAAACUAUUUAAAUAUAAACCCAGUUUUACUACAAAAUAAAAGUAUUUCUUUUAUGACAUAAUAUUUAUUAUGGGAGAAUAUAAUUCAAGCCUUCAAUUAAGUACAUGUAAUUUCAUAUAUCUUUUACCGUUAAUAUAUGCUUCCUAAAAUGUAACAUUUAAUUCUCGUACUUUGUUCUGGUAAUAUUACAAAAAACAGGAAAUCUAGUUGUUUCAGUUGUUUGGAAUCGAAUGAUCAAAAAAUUAGGUAACAAAUUUGAUUUUUAAAAAUUUAAUAGAUGCAUAGUGCCUAUAUAUAUUUAUAUAUUAUUUUGGAUAUUAAGUAAUAAUUUAAGGUUUUUUUUCCUUAAAUUAAAGUAUACUAUUAUACAUUUAUUGUUUCAUUUAAAGCAUAUAUUUUUUAAAAAAUGCAUUUAAUGAAAAAGCAUUUAUUAUUCUAUCAUUUUAUAUAGAAAUUUUAUUUAAUUUGUGCACAAUUUUUUUUUAACGAUAUUUUCUUUCUAUUUUUUAACAAUACUUUGCAGAUUUCCAUUUAAUCUAAGCCAUUUCUUCUGGCAUUGUCUAAUUAUAUUAAUAUUUAUGAAUUUAAGCUAAUACUAAUACACAAUAUAAAUUCGGCAAUUUGUUUGUAAUUAUGUAAUUUUGUACUAAAUUACCAUUUAACUUCAUGAUGUUAUUAUUAUUAUUUAACAGGCAAGCUGGCGAAUGCGAGCUUCUGACAGGUAUUUACAAUUUUAAUGUGUUUUUUUUAAAAAGUCAUUUGAAAAACCACUUCAUAAAAAUAAACGAAUAUAUUAUUUUAUUUGUCAAUGGUUUAAACUUUUAUAAACGCUUACAUAGCAUGUUAUUUUUACAUUAAUUAAUGCAUACUCAAUGUGUAGAACAGUGGUAUUUUUCAAUUUGGUGCUGACUAGCUAUAAAAAAAAAAACGAAGUUUCUACUCGUCCGGCGCGCCGGACAAAUAGUGUGGGAGAUUUACGUCCGACGAGCAUGUCACGUGACCGCCGGAUGACUAGUAGGCGUAAUUAUUCCGAAGGAAAUAUCUGUUAGAAGAUCUUGUGUGGUCAUGUGGUAGUGUGGCCGCAUGACGAUAUUUUACUUGUGAACCCUAUUUUUCACACGUUUUAAUUAAAAAUAUUUUACAUUAUAUUUAUAUUAUCAUGUUCAUCAGCAUCAGUGGUUUUAUGAGAAGUUUUAAAAUAUUUUUAGCAAUUUAAACAAUUUAAAAUAUUUACUUUACAAUUAAAAAUAUUUUUCUUGUAUUGGUUGCCUACUCCAUACUGAAUACUGGCCCCUAAUUUUAUUAUGGGUUGCUGGUACACAAACUCAAAUAACAAACUAAACAAAAAUGUUUACAAGCAACUUUCACUUCAGUUUUUUUCUAUCAUUUGCAUUCAAGAUGUACAUUACUUGGUAGAGAAAUAGAUUUUAAAAUUAACAAUAGUUUUCAAUCAUUCGCGGUCACGUGACAAAGCUGCUGGACAAAAUAUCUCUCGCCACUUUGUUACGGCGGUCAUGUGACUUGGGCACCGGACAAAUAAUAAUAAUAAUAAAGUUCAUUUCAAAAACACGCUUCAUCCCCAAAGGCUCGAAGCGCGGUACAAAGUCAACAAAAAACAUAUCUAUAAUUUACCACAUUUAAAACAAACGCAACACUACAAAAACUAAUUACAAGCAUACAAUGGCAAAGUCUUUCUAGCAAUUUCAACCCGAAGCAACACAGCCAUUAUGCAUUAACUGGAAAAUAAAAUAGUGCGGAAGAUAUACAUCCGGCGCGCCGGACACAUAGACACUGCCUAAAAAAAAGUUAUUUAGAACAAAUUGAGAUCCACCACAUUUCUAUAUUUUAUUUUAUUUUAUAAAGGUGUAUAUUUGUUAAAUUUCGCAUUACAUUUAUUCCGAAUAAACGCCUAAAAUAGUGGGUUUUUUUUAUCUUGAUGCGGAGAUUAGUAAUUUAACUGUGAAAUCAAAUAGACAGAAGACGCUAUAACUUCGCUUUGCAUCAUGGAACGUAACUGCCAUGUACCCUAAAUUUAACAAGAAAUUAUAAUAGCGCAAUAGCCUAACUUUUUUUUUAUAAUAAGGAACGCGUCAUGCUUAAACUUGAUAUUGCAUAACUUAAAAAAUGACCCAGCUAGCAAUUCGUGGUAAACCAGUUAAUCAAACUACGCAUCGUAUUGGGGAAGUCAUUAGACGCAUAAAUAUAGCACAUUGUUUGGAUUCACUGUUUAAAAAAAAAAAAAAAACCUGGUUUUAAACAUUGAGUAAUUUUCAUUAGAUUCGGAGAGAACUGUGUAUAUCAACUACUUUACAAAAGGCCACCCUAUUAAGCGUGUAUGAUCCUUAUUUUCUGGAGACACAAGAUGAGAAUGUUAUUUUCUGCGAUGUCAUAAAAAGGUUUGGGAAACAUUAUUUAAAAUAUUAAAUGAUUUUGAUAUUAACAAAUUACUCUUUUUAAUAAAUAAAAAACAAAAAAGAAAAGUAAUUAAAGAAAAUUUUUUAAAAUUUAUUUGUACCGAUUUGAUUCAUAUCUUUAGAGCUGCCCGGCCACAUUGUAAUUGGUAAAAAUGUGUUCUUUGAACACCUAUCCACAAAAUCAAUUUUUGCUGUUUUUAAAAAAAAAUGAAAUAUUAAGUUGAUAAUAACUGUGCUAAAUGGGAUUCUUUUUUUAAUAUCUAAAUUGCGUUUGCUGCUAAUAUUAUGUUUUAGUUUUCUAAAAUUAUGGGGGAAAUAAUUAGGCGGUGUAAAAGUUGGCGUGUAAUAAGAAUAUUAAUAUACUUUAAAGGCAUGAAAAGUUGGCGGUUGCGAGUUUUGAUGGGGAAGGUGCAGAGCACUAAUUUAGAUUCUAAUAAAAUGGGUUACUUUUAUGUAUAUUGUGUCCAAUUUUUAGCCACACCCUUCAUUGCUCGAUAUUACAUCUUAUAAUUUGUUUUGAAAAAGUUUGUUUAAUUUUACAUUUAAUGUCUCCAUAAAAUAUGUUUAUAAGAAUUACUAAUAUUUUACUGAUACAUAUAACCAAAAAUUUAUGCUUUCAAAAUUUAAAAAAAAUUAAUGUGUUUAAACGAAUAUAUAAUUUAAAAUUAAAUUUAUACCCCAUCUCUUGCCAUCUAAUUUUACAAUCCUAACCGGCGGUACUUCAAUUUCACCUUAUAUAUUUUGUCUGAAAAUAUUUUCAUGGAUAUACUUUAUGUACGGUACCCAGAAUCUCAAUAUUAUGUAGGUUAAAUGUUGGCUGCGACUAUUCUUUCUUGUAUACCAGAAGUGAGAGUUUGGGCUUAAAAACCUAUUAAACAUAUUAUUGUUGAGUUGUAAGACACAAUGAGGUAUCAAAUAAAAGAUAAUUGAAUGGACUAUGUUUUAGUAAACUCACUUCUUCAGUUUAGCUAAAAUAAACUACCGCAAAUGACAUCCGAAUAGCUUGAGUCUAAUUGGACCUGUGUGCGAAUGACGGUGCUGCGUGUCUGGCUCCAUUUUGACUCACUGCUAUUCGGAUGUCAUUUGUUGUAGUUUAUUUUAGUUAAACUGAAGAAUUAAGUUUUACAUGCAGUCCAUUCAAUUAUCUUUCAUCUGAUACUUCAUUUUGUCUUAAAAAACCCAACAAUAAAAUGUUAAAUAGUUUUUAAAUCCCAACCUCUCACUUCUGGUAUCAGGGUACAAAGAGCAACUUCGAUAAAUGUUUGGAAAAUAAGAAAGCAUUUCAUCGACUUUGCGAGUGAGCAUAUGUGAUACUUGGGCUAGCCAAAUUGUUAUUGUGUUACUACAUCUUUAUCGUAGUAAAUGUUUGGAGAAUCACCCAAGAUUGCAACAAAAAAAAACUCUCGUUAUUUUUUUUUAAAUGUUUAAUUUUUUAUUUUUUUUGACAAGUAAAUAAAGGAGAAUGCCAUUCCCCUCCGUUCAUAUAGGACCUGAACCAAACACUUUACUAAACUAUGUAAAUAAUGAAAUUAUUUUAUUCAAACAUUCCAAUAUAUUUCUGAACACCAUUCCAUGAUACAACUUUGUAGUGUAAUAAAAGCCUGUAAUAAUCAAUACUUCAAUACAUAGCAGAGAGGAUUAUUUAGGAGGUACUUAAAAAAGUGUUUUUUUUUAAAUUAUUUUUUUUAAAGUUAAAAAUCUAAAUGAAAGUAUUAUAGCGGGUUUAAAACGUGUUAAAAUUGUCGAUUCCCAUCUUGAUUUGAAAAAAAAAUACAUAGUACCUCAUCUUGAAUUAAUUUUUUUUCCUUUCAAAAUACAUACAAAAUAUGUAUACAAUUUAAUUUACUGUGAUUCAAUUGGUUUUUUGCCCCCCCCCCCCCUUAUAUAUAUCGUUCUCAUUUCAAGUGAUGUCACCAUUGGCUAGGAUCACCCUCAUUAAACAAAGAAUGAAAACCUCUACAACCUUAUUUAUAUUGUUUUAAAUAAAAAAUAUUAAUAUCACAUGUUCAAUUUUAUGUAUAAAAUUUCUUGUUAAAAAGCAAGAGAUAAUAGUUUAGAAAGAAACUGAAAAAAAAAAUUUUAAGGUGUAAUAAAUUUUGACAUUUUGAAAACUGUUAAACCAAGAAAAUGUCCUUACCUAAUUUUUCGUGAGACAAAAAAUAAUAAUGGGGAAAAUAACUAUAAAAUAAACAUUUUAUUACAUAUAUAGUUUCUUAAAUUUUAAAUUCUUUGUGGCAUAAUUUCUUUUAUUUGAAAACUAAAUAAAUAUGGAUAAAUAUGUAAUGAAAAAAUAAAUUCUUAAAUUGGCUUAUAUCUUUUUUCAUAUCAGAAAAAAAGAAAAAUGUGCACUCAUUGAAUUUUAAAUAAUUUGUUUAAUAAUUAACAUCUUCAGAUAAGCCCGAAAUACGAAUUUGAUAAGUUAUUCAUUUUAAAGAAAUCAGCACUCUUUUUUUAAUACAUGCAAUUAAUACAAAACUGAUUAAAAAUGACAAGUUUUAACUAAGUUCUUUCCAUCCAUGCCUAGCUCUGUUUGAAAUUAUAUUUAUAUACCUCACAUAGGAAAAAAACGAAUUUAGGGCAACUGACUCAAUUUGGAAAAUUUUUAAAUGCUUGAAAUAAUUUCAAAUCCUUUUGCACACAACAUCCAACUAACGUUCUAGCGCUUUCAGAUAAAUGCUAUAGGAGGGCAUACGGAAUUUUUUUUUAACAAAGCUUAUGAAAGAAAAUAAAUGAAUUUAUGUCCAACGGACAAAUAAAAAAAAUAUUAUAAAAAGUGUAUAAUAAUAAUAAUAAUAAUCAAGUUCAUUUCAAAAACACCUUUUAUCCCCAAAGACUUGAAGCGCGGUACAAAGUCAACAAAAAACAAAUCUAUAAUUUACCACAUUUAAAACAAACGCAACACUACAAAAACUAAUUACAAGCAUACAAUGGCAAAGUCUUUCUAGCCAUUUCAAUCCUAAGCAACACAGCCAUUAUGCAUAAUGACACGUAAUAAUGCGCAGCUUUGUGGAAAACAACUCUCUAAAGUUUUAUUGCAAUUGCGUGAAUGGUGUACUAGGGCAUAUUUUUAAAAAAAUGUGUUUUUAUAGCUUAUAUUAGAAAAAAAAAUAUAGGGCCCCUGGCUUAAAAAUGAAAUUCUAAAUUGUUGAACAUUUAAAAACCUUUGCGGGCGUAUGCACAACAUAAAUAUCACUAAAGUUUUAUCACAUUCUGAUAAAUGGUAUAGAAGCUUAUACGGAAAUUAUUUUUAGAAAGCUCAUAAAAGAAAGAAAAAAUUAAAGGGCCAAAAGCCCAAAACAUAAUUUUUUAAAAGAGUUAUAAUGACUAAAAAAUGAGCAUGCUUGUGGACAACAACUCAGUACAGUCUUAUUGCAAUUGCUUGAAUGGUGUAGGUGGCAUACAGUUUGAAUUUAUUCAGACACAUCUUGUAAGAAAAAACGAACAAGGACUUUAGCUCAAAAACGCAAUCUUUUAAAAACAAUAUAAUAAUUCAACAAUCUUUGCGCAGACGUGCGUGCAAAAUCGCACAAAAGUUUUAUCGCAUUCGGCUAAAUAAUAUAGGAGCGCAUACUAAAAUUGUUUUUUAAAAAGCUCACGUAAAAACUGAACUAUGGGCCAACGGCCGAAAAAUUAAUAUGUUAAAAGGGGUCUAAUGACUCAGAGCAUGCGCAGGCUUGUGCAAAACAACGGACCAAAGUUUUAUCACAAUCGCAUGAAUGGUGUAGGAGCGCAUACGGGAAAUACAUACAUACAUACAUACAGACACACAUUCAUUGUUAUAAUCAUAGAUAACGUAAGAAAAAUUUAGCCUUGAAAUCAAGUCAAUCAGCGCAACGAAACUCCAAAGCCAAAUUGCAUUCACCAAUCCAGAGUUUUUGAUAUAAAUUAGAGGAAAGGUUUUUCUAAAAAAAUUGUGAUAAAAAAGUUGUAAUUCAAGGGAACGAAAAGGGUAAAUUUAAAGUAUUUCUCUAGCGUAAUGGUUGUCCCUCAAAUAAUUACUUAGUGACAUUGUGUUAUAUUUAAUGAUAAUUAAGACUGGGUAAGUUAAGGUUAUGUUUUGAGGGAGAAAAAUAGCUUAGAAGCUUGACAGGGGGGUACACGUAUCAUAUAAAGCGGGUAAACACUUCUCAAAACUUAAUGAUGUUAGAAACGUAAAUAUUAGUACAUUUUAAAAGUUAUGAAUUGAGAUGAGUAUUUGCAGAAGCAGUUAAAAAUUAUUGCAAAAGACCUACCAUUAUUAUCCGGUUAACAAUGGAUAAUUUAUUAUAGUACUAGCCAAUAUACACUGCGAUGUACGGUAUUGCAUUAGGACCCCGAUCAUGGUAAGACCCCAAUCCAAAGGGGAUGCCAAGUGGAUCCAAAUCCCGGUCUGACACUGAUCCCGGCACAAUUUCUUUUCCCAGUGUGAUUCCGUUCCCAGCAAGGUCCCUCGGGACUCUCUUUUCCAAUGUUGUCCCUUUUCCUGAUAGAAUCCAGAUCCCGGUUUGAUCGCAUUACCCGAUGUGAUCCCGAUGGGAUCGCCUAACCAAUGGGAUCAAGUUUACUAUUGGAUCGCAUUCCCCAUUAGGUCCUGUUAUACUUUGGAAUCAUGCUCAGUGCUAUAUUGUUCAAAUAAGCUUUCAGAUCCCAUUAUCGAUUCCCGUAGAACAUUAAAGAACCUUCUGGAAUAUUCUAGAUUAAAAUUAAAUCUUCCAUUAAAAUCGGGUAAAAAAAACUUUUCUGCGUAAUUAUUUCUCGAAUGCAAAUUAUUAUACAACUUAAUUGUACUACUAUAAGUAUAGUAAAUUAAAAUUGAAAUUGGCGUCCCUUUGGGGGCCCAUUUAAUAAAAUACCGUUUUAGGUAUGUCUGAGAUGUGUGGAAAAAGGGGGGGGGGUAAAAAAUCAUUUGGAACAAUUAUAGAGUUAAAAUUUAAACUUUGUCCUAUUAAAAUCGGUUUAAAAAUGCCAUAGAUGUAGCUUUUUUAAAUUAUCGUACGUUCUAGAAAAUUAUACAUAGCCCCUGCAUUGAUUGGAUAUUCUUAGUUUUAAAUCCACCGACAGUUCAAUUAGAACGAUGAAGCGUAUGGACAUCAAGGUUGCCCUAUAUCCAUCAAUUCACAUAGAAUUUUCAGUGUUCAAUAAUAAGCCUAUUGAUGUUUAUAUAGCUUAAAUAAGGAAAAAUGAAAUAGUGCACCCGGCCUCAGAAGAAUGGAUAUUAUGAGUUCAUUAUCCUUCGGUAUUUGAAUAUCGAUAAUCAAGUAUAUGUAUUGUAAAGUUAGUCAAGAUUCAUCUAUUCACGUGGAAGUACUAAGCCUAUUAAUAUUUUUAAGGCUUAUAUUAGAAAUGAAGAAACUGGGUCCCCGGACACAAAGCAAUGGGUAUUAUGAGUUCAAUACACUUCAUUAUUUUAAUAUGGAUAAUAAAGUGUAUGUAGACUAAGUUUGAUCAAGAUUUUUUCUACUAAUGUAGGAGUAAUUGUUGUUAAUUUUAUUUAUUUAGCUCAUACAAAAAAAAAUAAGAAUUCGGGGUCUCCAGCCCCAAACGGAAUGUUAUAAAAAGUUUAUAAACCCUUAAGAGGUUAUUCUGGAUCAUAAUGGAUUGAUGAGCUAAGUUUUAUCAACAUCCAUCAAUCCAUAAAAAAGCCUUUGUUGAAUAAAAAAGCCACAAAUCCACAAAUUCACAAACGUUCAUUUAUUUAUAUAUAUAUAUAUGAUAUAAGAAUUGGCUAUAGUGACAUAACGAGAAGGCCAAAUAUAUUUUGAUACGUUCAGAUUCUUAAAAACUAUCAUAGUUAUUUUCUAUUAUUUUACGAAAAUUGAAUAAAUUUGCAUGCGCAAUCUCUUAUGAUCCACCCGCUUUCACACCGCAGAUUUAGUGCACCAACUAUUUCAGACAAACACAAGAAAACGCAACAAACGCAAUUGAGGAAGAUUUAAGCAUUAUUAAAACAAAUUACAACUAUAUUUAAAGUAACAACCAAGGAAAUAUGUUAAGCAUUUUAACCGAAUGUAAAAGUUAUGAAAAAAAGUAUUAAGCAAAAUAUAUGAUCUAAGAAUUGCAUCAUUUCCAUAUUUAUCAGAAAAACCCAAAUUGUCUGUUAUUCCUGGUGUGUAAUUUAGUGCGUUUUAAUAAUAAAAAAUAACAUUAAUUUGAUCUAAAUUAUUACGCAAAUGACGUCAUAGUGUAUUGCCUCUUUUUAGCCACAGCUCCAAGUUGUUGUUGUUGUUGUUAUUUAAAAAUAAUUUUGCUUGACAAAACUAAUAAUAUAUUUUCCCAUUCUUAAAAGUAAAAGUAAUGCAUAUAAUAGAUUGAUUUUUAAAUUUCCUAAAAUUUUCUAAAAUUAAAUACAACUUAACUUUGUAUAUUAAACAUUUCAUAAGAUAUAAUUUUAAUUCUCUAAAAACAUAUACUUUCAUGAAAUUUAUAAAGUUGCAAAAAAAGUAUUCUUUAAAUAUACUUUAUACGAAAGUGCCGUUUAAUGCAAUCUGUGCAGCGAAACUACAUAUUCAAAAAACAUUUACUAAUGCGUUAAAACUCAUCCAAAUAAGAACAAAACAUUUGAAAUGCAAAAAAAAAAAAGUAUUAUCGUAGGUAAGAGAGUUAAAAUCCCGUGGAUGAUUUUAUUAAUUUUUUGAAACACUGUUAUGGGAGUGGGGAGGGGAGGGAAGUAAUACUAUAGUUUAAUUUGCCCAAUGCAGCAUACAAUACGUCUUAAACAGUAAUUGCCAAAAAUUAACCGUCUAAGGUACAUAUAUAUUAUGGGAGUUAGGAAAUAAGGUGUGUACAAUUUUACUUAGAUGACAAUAUCUUUAAAUCCAAAGAUAUUAAAUUCGUCAAAACAAGAUGCUUUAUUCUCAUUUCACAAAUUAAGAAAAUCAAAGACGUAAUAAUACUUAAGUACAUUUUCACAAUUUUACCAAUGAAUAUGAAAUAAAAUAAAAAUGAAUUUAUUAGAUACUAGAUAGAUAGUUAGAUAGAUAGAUAUAUAGAUAGAUAGAUAGAUAGAUAGAUAGAUAGAUAGAUAGAUAGAUAGAUAGAUAGGUAGAUAGGUAGGUAGGUAGGUAGGUAGGUAGGUAGGUAGGUAGGUAGGUAGGUAGGUAGGUAGGUAGGUAGAUAGAUAGGUAGGUAGAUAGAUUGGUAGGUAGAUAGAUAGGUAGGUAGAUAGAUAGGUAGGUAGGAAGAUAGGUAGGUAGGAAUAUAGGUAGGUAGGAAGAUAGAUAUGUAGGUAGAUAGAUAGGUAGGUAGGUAGAUAGAUAGGUAGGUAGAAAGAUAGAUAGGUAGAAAGAUAGGUAGGUAGAUAGAUAGGUAGGUAGAUAGAUAGGUAGGUAUAUAGAAAAGUAGGUAGAUAGGUAGAUAGGUACAUAGAUACAUACGUACAUACGUACAUACAUACGUACAUACAUACGUACAUACAUACAUAGAUAGAUAGAUAGAUAGAUGGAUGGAUGGAUGGAUGGAUGGAUGGAUGGAUGGAUGGAUGGAUGGAUGGAUGGAUGGAUGGAUGGAUGGAUGGAUGGAUGGAUGGAUGGAUGGAUGGAUGGAUGGAUGGAUGGAUGGAUGGAUGGAUGGAUGGAUGGAUGGAUGGAUGGAUGGAUGGAUGGAUGGAUGGAUGGAUGGAUGGAUGGAUGGAUGGAUGGAUGGAUGGAUGGAUGGAUGGAUGGAUGGAUGGAUGGAUGGAUGGAUGGAUGGAUGGAUGGAUGGAUGGAUGGAUGGAUGGAUGGAUGGAUGGAUGGAUGGAUGGAUGGAUGGAUGGAUGGAUGGAUGGAUGGAUGGAUGGAUGGAUGGAUGGAUGGAUGGAUGGAUGGAUGGAUGGAUGGAUGGAUGGAUGGAUGGAUGGAUGGAUGGAUGGAUGGAUGGAUGGAUGGAUGGAUGGAUGGAUGGAUGGAUGGAUGGAUGGAUGGAUGGAUGGAUGGAUGGAUGGAUGGAUGGAUGGAUGGAUGGAUGGAUGGAUGGAUGGAUGGAUGGAUGGAUGGAUGGAUGGAUGGAUGGAUGGAUGGAUGGAUGGAUGGAUGGAUGGAUGGAUGGAUGGAUGGAUGGAUGGAUGGAUGGAUGGAUGGAUGGAUGGAUGGAUGGAUGGAUGGAUGGAUGGAUGGAUGGAUGGAUGGAUGGAUGGAUGGAUGGAUGGAUGGAUGGAUGGAUGGAUGGAUGGAUGGAUGGAUGGAUGGAUGGAUGGAUGGAUGGAUGGAUGGAUGGAUGGAUGGAUGGAUGGAUGGAUGGAUGGAUGGAUGGAUGGAUGGAUGGAUGGAUGGAUGGAUGGAUGGAUGGAUGGAUGGAUGGAUGGAUGGAUGGAUGGAUGGAUGGAUGGAUGGAUGGAUGGAUGGAUGGAUGGAUGGAUGGAUGGAUGGAUGGAUGGAUGGAUGGAUGGAUGGAUGGAUGGAUGGAUGGAUGGAUGGAUGGAUGGAUGGAUGGAUGGAUGGAUGGAUGGAUGGAUGGAUGGAUGGAUGGAUGGAUGGAUGGAUGGAUGGAUGGAUGGAUGGAUGGAUGGAUGGAUGGAUGGAUGGAUGGAUGGAUGGAUGGAUGGAUGGAUAGAUAGAUAGAUAGAUAUUAUUACUAAUCACAUACAAAAUCAGUUUUAUUGUUUGUUGAGCCUUCUCGUCCAUGAGGGGCAUCCACCGAUCAUCGUCGGCGUCUGCGGUUCCUCCAAGGGCAUAGGCCACCUACGAGAGACCUCCAGGCAUCUUUAUUUUGGACCAGCUUCUCCAGGAUCUUCCAUUCAUGGCCAAUUUUCUUGAUGUCUGUCUCCAAUUCUCGGCGCCAAGUUUUUCUUGGACGGCCUCUUUUCCGCUUACCCUGUGGGUUCCAUUUCAGGGCUUGCUUUGUUAUGUUAGAAGCAGGUUUUCUUAGUGUAUGACCAAUCCACCUUCACCACUCCUGGAGAAUCUCUUCCUCAAUGGUUUUCAGUUUUGUCCGCUGCCACAGUUCCUGUUUGAUGAUUUUGUCUGGCCAGUGAAUUCUGAGAAUCCUUCUUAGACAGUUGUUGAUGAAGGACUGGAUUCUGGUCAGGUUUACGGCCGUUGUUCUCCAUGUCUCGGCUCCAUAUAGCAGCACAGGUUUUACUCUUGUUUAUCUACCAUGCUGCCAAGGUAAACAAAACUGUCCACCUCCUCAAGGGCUUCUCCUUCAAGCAUAAUGGGUGAUGUACUGGUGGCAUUAACCUUGAGGAUUUUACUCUUCCCUUUGUGAAUGUUGAGACCCAUGCUAGCAGAAGUGGCUGCGACAAUGUUUGUUUUCUCCUGCAUCUGUUGUUGGGUAUGUGCAAGAAGUGCAAGAUCAUCAGCAAAGUCAAAAUCAUCCAGUUGAUCCCACAAGGUCCAUUGGAUGCCAUUUCUUUUCUGCUGUGUAGAUGCUUUCAUCACUCAGUCAAUGGCUAACAGGAAGAGGAAUGGUGACAGCAAGCCACCUUGUCUCACACCAGUCUUCACCUGGAAAGCAUCUGUCAACUGCUGGCCAUAGAUAACUCGGCAGUUUAUCCCUUCGUACAUGUUUCUGAUUAUAUCAGUAAUCUUCUGUGGCAUCCCGUAAUGCCUUAGCAAUCUUAACAGGGUUUGCCUGUCAACACUGUCGAAGGCUUUUUCAUAGUCAACAAAGUUGACAUAGAGCGGCGAGUUCCACUCUAGUGACUGCUCUAGAAUGAUGCGCAGUGUCGCUAUCUGGUACGUGCAGGAUCUGUUGGUGCGAAAUUCGGCUUGUUCGUCCCGCAACAGAGGGUCUACAGCGUUUUUCAUCCUGUUAAGUAGUACACGGUUGAAAACCUUUCCUGGGAUGGACAGCAGGGUGAUCCCUCUGUAGUUCGAGCAGGAGCUUAAGUCUCCCUUCUUUGGGAUCUUGAUAAGGUAUCCCUCUUUCCAAUCGGAAGGAACUUGCUCCUCUUCCCAUAUCUUCAUAAACAGAGGGUGUAGCAUUUCCACACUGGUUUCCAGGUCCGCCUUCAGUGCCUCUGCUGGGAUGCCAUCAGGUCCCGCAGCCUUUCCAUUUCUGAGUUGUUUAAUGGCCCUGCUAAUCUCUUCUUUGGUGGGGCUAUUACAGUCAAUUAGCAGGUCAUUAUCGGCUGGUUGGAUAUCUGGUGGAUUUCUUGGUUCAGGCCUGUUCAGGAGCUCUUCAAAGUGCUCCUUCCAUCUCCCUCUCUGUUGCUCCUCACUUGGUAUGGUGUUUCCCAUUUUGUCCUUCACUGGUCUCUCUACCUUGCUAAAUUUCCCUGACAGCGUCUUAAUGGUAUCAAACAGUUCCCUCAUGUUCCCCUGGUGAGCUGCAUCCUCUGCUUCUUUAGCAAGUUUAUCAACAAAUUCCUUCUUGUCCCUCUUGAUGCUUUUCUUAACUUCCUUAUUUGCAUCUGCAUACUCCUUCUGGGACUUGUUUUUCUGUGCUCGGGUGCGGCUGUUAUUCACUUCUGAUUUCUUUCUUUUCCUUUCUUCUAUUUUAUUCAGCGUACCUGCUGUCAUCCAUUCUUUGUGUGCCUUUUUCCUGUUUCCUAGCACUUCUUGACAUGUUGACUGGACUGUUUCUUUCAUGCUUUGCCACUUUCCUUCGGUGGUUUCAUCUUCAAGUAUUUCUUGUAGGACUUGGAACUUAUUGAAUAGUGAGAUUCUGAAUUCUUCCUUUUUGGCUUGGUCCUUCAGGAGGGAGGUAUUAUACCGAGUCCUGUAUGCUGUUUGCUCGGUAUAAUGUCUCUUUAGUUUUAAUUUCAUCCUGGCCACAAGAAGAUGAUGAUCUGAGGCAAUAUCAGCUCCCCUCUUAACACGUACGUCUUGGAGAGAUCGCCUGAAUUUUUUACAAAUACAUACAUGGUCUAUUUGGUUCAUCGUUCUCAUGUCCGGAGAGACCCAUGUAGCUUUGUGAAUCCUCUUGUGCUGGAAAAUGCUCCCCCCUAUGACCAGGUCAGCUGUGGCACAUAGGUCCGCAAACCUCUCACCAUUGUCGUUCAUCUCGCCUAUCCCUUGCUGUCCCAUAACCUCUUCGUACCCUGUGUUGCUAUUGCCGAUCUUGGCAUUAAAGUCUCCCAUGAGGAUGACGAUGUUCCUCCGUGGGCGAUCCUGGACUAUGGUCAUUACUCUAUUGUAGAAUUCUUCUUUGUCUCCUUCAUCACUUUCAUUAGUUGGUGCGUAGCAUUGUAUAACAUCUAGGUUGAUGCUACGUUUCUUUGUUCGAAAGGUUGCUAAAAGAAUUCUAGGUCCAUGGGCCUCCCAUCCAAUGAGUGCUCCUUGUGCUGCCCUUGAUAGCAUCAUAGCAACACCCAGGGUAUGUGGGGCAUUGUCUUCUUCGUGUCCCGAAAAUAUCACCAUCUCUCCUGAGAUUAAUCUCUUCUGUCCCCAUCCAGUCCAUCUUGCUUCACUAAUUCCGAGAAUGGUGAGCUUAUAGCUCCUCAUCUCAGCGGCUAUUUGUGCCGCUUUACCAGCCUCGUACAUGGUGCGGACAUUCCAAGCGCCAAUGACGGUGGUAGUCCUGGUAGAGAUGAUGGUUGUCGGCUUAAUAGCUUCCAGGUUUCGGCUUUCACUAUUAGGCGUCAUAUUUUCCUCCUCAAGGAAUCCAUCCUCUCCCAGGACUGAAAUGUCUUUUGUUACUCUUUUCGGUGCUUUUGUAACUAUGAUUUUUUACAUGGCAGGGUUGUUGGCCUUGCGCACAACCACUUGGGGGGUUGCCCCUCACAGCUCAAUGGGUAGCUGCCUUUGUUCGGGUUAGGUCCCUAGCCUUUGUGGAUCCCUCCACUUCCUACAAGGCAGUAGGGCUGAUUUUGGUCCGCCCCGGGUAUUUUAUUUCCCCGGUACCCUCCAUAUCUGGCGGGCUUUCCCCUAUCCGCCGGCUGGGGAGGCGCUCGAUAGAAGAUCAGCAUCUCCCACGUGUCAUCGCCUUGUUUUGAUACUUUUUACAAAUACUCAUUCGUGUUAAAUUUGCUGAAUUGUAAGUUCUGUUUAGUAACAUUUUUCCCGACAAUACGAUAACUGCUUGUAGCAGGGGCAUGCAAAUAAAUUGAAAAAAAAAUCAAAAUAAUCGUUUUUUCAAAAACUCAAAUUUCAUAUGUGGAAAAAAAUAUGUAUAUUCUUUUAAAUAGAAUAAGUCAUAGUGUAUAGCGCCCACCCACCCCCCCCCGAAAAAAAAGUCAAAAUGUACCAAUUAAUGACCUAUAAAAAGUUUUAUUUCAAUAGUAUGAAAGUAAUAUCUAUUAAAUCGAUUAUAUUACUGACGUAAACAAUGUUAUUUACAUUUAUACUUUAAAUAAGUUAAAGUAGUUAAGUCUCAAUAUUAAUUUGAUUUUUAUUUUGGUCUGUCAUUUUCAUAUUACUAAUCACAUACAAAAUCAGUUUUAUUAGUAUCACGAAAAUUAAACUUUAUAUUGUAACGGGAAGAAAAAGGAAAAUUAUGUAGUGAAACACUGUAACAUAAACUGAUAUUUCAUCAUUGAAACUAUAUAAUUUAAAACGUAUUCGUAUUUAUAUUAUCAAAAAGAGUAACAUUUAGUCAAAUAAAUUUUACUGAUAUUUUGCAAAAGUAACUUAUUUAAAUCUGUUUCAAAUACGUUUUUUUUAAAUAGUAAGUAGAUUGAUUUAGCUUUAUUUAGUAUUAAAAUAUUUUUUUUUAUGGUGAUUAUUUUAAAUAAUAUUUUUAAAAAAGAUUUUUGAAAGAAAUAAUUAGUAGCUUAACAAAUAGAAAUACUGAUGAAUUAUUAAUUUUUCAAACAGGUCAAGAAAACACUACGGUAAAUCCGCUUAAAAAAAAAUCGAAAAAAGGAAACAAAACAACUAAAAAUUUUGAUUGGAUUACUCUUUAUGAUGCAUCAGAAAAAGGUCAAAAGGACAUUGUUGAACUUCUGAUUAAAAAUCAAGCAAAUGUUAAUGAAAAAACAACAUUAGGUUACACUGCUCUUUAUGUUGCAUCACAAAACGGUCACAAGGACAUUGUUAAAUUUCUUAUUAAAAAUCAAGCAAAUGUUAAUGAAAAAACAAAAACCGGUAGUACGGCUCUUUAUAUUGCAUCACAAAACGGUCACAAAGACAUUGUUGAAUUUCUUAUUAAAAAUCAAGCAAAUGUUAAUGAAAAAACAACAGGAGGUUACACUGCUCUUUAUGUUGCAUCACAUAACGGUCACAAGGACAUUGUUGAACUUCUUAUUAAAAAUCAAGCAAAUGUUAAUGUAAAAACAACAAGAGGUUACACUGCUCUUUAUGUUGCAUCACAUAACGGUCACAAGGACAUUGUUGAACUUCUUAUUAAAAAUCAAGCAAAUGUUAAUAAAAAAGCAACAGAUGGUGCGACUGCUCUUUAUGUUGCAUCACAUAACGGUCACAAGGACAUUGUUGAACUUCUUAUUAAAAA
Molecule: messenger RNA, 39213 nt
Organism: Lymnaea stagnalis (great pond snail)
Lineage: Eukaryota; Metazoa; Mollusca; Gastropoda; Lymnaeidae
Source: the annotation of a GenBank genome assembly